GUGGGAGUCAAUCACAGGGCAGUGCAGCGCAGCAACGAUGCGGACGUCCAUGAACCCGUUCCUAUUUUUAAUACAGGUGCUUGCCUGGAGUGUCGACCCGGUGUCGCAACGCUGCCCUCGGCCUGAGCCAGCGUCUACCAGCAUUACCUGUUCAGCGAGAACAUCCUUGGUCACCAACUCAAGCUUCAACCAUUUCGAGCCCGUCACCGAUUCCUGGUCUACGACGGCAGACUUUGUUCCUCGGGCGGAAUGGGAUGCUCCACCAUCAUCGACAUCAACUACAUCCUGGAUCCGCCCCCCAAGGCUUGUUAUCGUCAGUGGGCAGUGCAGCGCAGCAACGAUGCGGACGUCCAUGAACCCGUUCCUAUUUUUAAUACAGGUGCUUGCCUGGAGUGUCGACCCGGUGUCGCAACGCUGCCCUCGGCCUGAGCCAGCGUCUACCAGCAUUACCUGUUCAGCGAGAACAUCUUUGGUCACCAACUCAAGCUUCAACCAUUUCGAGCCCGUCACCGAUUCCUGGUCUACGACGGCAGACUUUGUUCCUCGGGCGGAAUGGGAUGCUCCACCAUCAUCGACAUCAACUACAUCCUGGAUCCGCCCCCCAAGGCUUGUUAUCGUCAGUGGGCAGUGCAGCGCAGCAACGAUGCGGACGUCCAUGAACCCGUUCCUAUUUUUAAUACAGGUUGGUAAACCUUUUCUGGUAUCCACGCUCAAGAGCAAUUACCUGUGUCUUGCUGUGCUGCCCUGCCCAAAAACAGUGUGCGAGAGUCUUACUGGUUCCUUUGAUUCUCUGUGUAUGCUGAUACUGAUCCUAAGUGGCGAUGUGGAGCUCAACCCUGGGCCUACUGUGGAGGAACAACUUGCGGCAAUCUUAACCAAUCAGCAAAGUUUAUCGGCUGACAUAAGGUCAAUGCAAACAAAACUCGAGCUACACAUGUCUGGCACUAACGAACGUCUAACAGCAAUAGAGUCAACUAUCAAAGAAUUAUCAAAGGCUCCUCCAAAGGUAGAGCGGUGUGAGCAAAACCUAAAGCACCUAUCCGACAAAGUAACAUUUUUAACUGAGAAAGUAGACGACCUAGAAAACAGAGGAAGGCGGAAUAAUUUAAUUAUUCACGGAAUAAAAGAGGUUAAAGAUGAAAGUGCAACGGAAUUAAAAGAACUGGUGCUUCAGAGUAUUUUCGAAGAGAAGCUAGGUGUUACCGUUGCCAGUGUUGAGAGGAUACAUAGACUGGGGCGCUUGACAGAAGGUAAACCGAGGCCCGUAAUUCUGCGUCUGUACGAUUUCAACGAAAAGCUAGAUAUCCUUCGUAACGCAAGUAAACUGAAGGGGUCGCAGGUGUUCAUAUCUGAAGACUUCUCACGUAGGGUCCAGCUAGUACGAAAAGAACUCUGGAAUAGCAUAAAACAUACUCGAAAGCCAGAAGACAAAGUAUCUUUACGUUACGACAAAUUAAUAGUCAACAGCGAGGUAUAUACUUGGGACGAGUCGACACGCCAACUAAUGAAAUUAUCAAGCUCAGUUCCCACCCAACGGAAUGAAUCAUAGCUACUACCACGGAAACAUGUUGUGUCACGACCACCUGUGACGAACCUUGAGGCACUACUUAUUAACUGUCGCAGCAUAAAAAAUAAAAUUGAUGACUUUGCUGAACUUGUCGCUACGACGCAACCUAGCAUUGUAAUGGGUACGGAAUCUUGGUUAAUCGAAGAGAUAGCUGACGAAGAAAUUUUCCCUUCCAAUUAUUCUGCCUAUCGAAAGGAUAGAACUACACAUGGUGGUGGCGUUUUUUUACUGAUAGCAAACGACCUUCAGAGUUCGCAAAUAAAUGUUCCUUGUUCAUCGUGUGAAUCGGUUUGGUGUAAGAUUUAUCUAAAUUCCGGGGAAACCCUAGCUAUCGGAUCAUAUUACCGGCCCCCCAGCGCAACCCAUGAAUCACUGUUAUCCCUAUCUGAUGAGCUGUCUUCCAUCUCAAGUGAUUAUCUUGUACUUGGGGGUGACUUUAACCUGCCUGACAUAACAUGGCACGAUAAGCAAAUGUUAACUACCGGCUCUUCGAUAUUAUACACGACAUUUUCUCACUUUGUCUCAAGCUUUGGGUUGUCUCAAUACGUCACUGAACCAACCAGAGUGGACUUCAAUAGAUCAAGUACACUAGACCUCCUUCUUUGCGAUUCCAGAACAGUUGUUUCUGCAGUCACAAACCUUCCGGGCAUUAGCGAUCACGACAUAGUUACAGCAAGUAUACAGUGUAAACGUCCGCUAUCGGCUCUGCAGUCCCCACGCAGGAUUUAUUUUUACGACCAGGGCAAUUACGCUAGCCUUGCUGACGAACUUGUAGCGUUUUUUGCCAUUUUUGAAAUGCACAGCUAUGAGAUGGACGUUGAAACCCUGUGGAACAUUUUUAAAACUAAGCUUACUGCCUUAAUCGACACUUACAUCCCACACAAGCUAUUCUCUCCAAGAAAGCAAAAAAACAAACCUUGGAUAAAUGGAGAGUUACGGCAAAUUUUGAGGAAAAAGAAGCGCGCAUACUUAACUUUCCGCAGGACUUCUAUUGCCGCGUCCCUUAAUCGGUUACGCGACCUAAGUAAACUCUACAAAAUAAAACUUAAAUUAGCUAAAAAUCAAGUUCAACUUCGCGAUCACGUCUCGACCGCAAAGGACUGGUCCCUUGCCAUCCACAACCACCAGCGACGCUGGUGCGAUGACGUCUUGAAUGGCCGCUCGCAUGUGUAG
Messenger RNA from Ixodes scapularis (black-legged tick), 2740 nucleotides. RefSeq lists its product as uncharacterized. The coding region runs from base 1685 to 2740 and encodes 351 amino acids. Lineage: Eukaryota; Metazoa; Arthropoda; Arachnida; Ixodida; Ixodidae. Gene Ontology annotation, molecular function: catalytic activity. The record is from RefSeq and is a predicted model, not a curated record. The transcript is spliced from 2 exons.